Messenger RNA from Drosophila busckii, 1714 nucleotides. RefSeq names its product lipoyltransferase 1, mitochondrial (gene Lipt1). Lineage: Eukaryota; Metazoa; Arthropoda; Insecta; Diptera; Drosophilidae. Gene Ontology annotation, cellular component: cytoplasm; mitochondrion. The transcript is spliced from 3 exons. The record is from RefSeq and is a predicted model, not a curated record. Gene Ontology annotation, molecular function: lipoyltransferase activity. Gene Ontology annotation, biological process: protein lipoylation. Bases 197 to 1447 code for a protein of 416 amino acids.
CAACAGAGCGAAGAGAGCGGACAAAACGCAACAGCAGCAUAGCAACAGCUAAAGCAAACGAUUUGCUUCCUUGUAAGAGCGAAAGAGCGCACAACAACGAUCAAAAGCACUGCACAUAAUUGUGCAAUAAAAGCAAAAAGCAGAACAACAACAAAAGUUAUUCGUAGACAGCUGUUUGUUUAACUUAAUAAUUGAAAUGAGCUUACUCUUACGACGCAAUUCCAGCCAGCUUCGCCUGCUGUUGCAGCGCUUGGCAGUGACGUCGACCGAAACAUCGACGCCAGCAAUCACGCGCUGCUACUCCAGUGAUAGCGGCAACAAUGUAACUGAUUCCACUAUAGCAACAACAACAACAGCAGCAGCAGCUGACAAACAGGUGCAAUCAAAGCGUAAAUCAAUGCCCUCAGUUGCCGACGCUGAUAUCAAAAAAUCCGUGUUCAUAUCGCAAUCGCAUGACAUCUUCACUAAUCUAGCUCUUGAGGAUUGGCUCUAUAAGAACUUUGACUUUAGUCAUCAUCAUGUCCUCCUAUUAUGGGCCAACGACCCCUGCGUUGUCAUUGGGCGCCAUCAGAAUCCCUUCACCGAAUCGAAUGUCUCCAAGUUAAUGGAGCGAGGCAUCACCUUGGCGCGUCGCAACAGCGGCGGUGGCGCCGUCUUUCAUGAUCGCGGCAAUCUCAAUUGCACUUUUUUUACGCCGCGCGAACGCUAUGAUCGCAAAUAUAAUCUAAAUAUUGUGACGCGCGCGCUCUUCCGCGAAUGGGCCAUCAAAACGGAGAUCAAUGAACGCGAUGAUAUUGUCAUAAAAAAUAAGAAGAUUUCAGGCACUGCCGCUAAGCUGGGUCGUCCCAAUGCCUAUCAUCAUUGCACCAUACUGGCCAGCGCCAAUAAGCUGCAUCUGGGUGAAGCAUUGGUCAAGGAGCCAGCCAAUUACAUAAGUCGCGCCACUGCCUCGGUGCCAUCGCCCAUACGCAAUCUGGUGGAUGUGAAUCGCAAUGUUAAUGUGGCUCAGUUGCUGUCCGCCGUGGGCUAUGAAUAUUUGCGCACAGCGGCCACAAUGCUGGAGGAUGGCGGCAGCACUCAGACCAUGAAGCAACGUGGCUUUCAGUUGAUAAAUCCGACUGAGAAAUGGUUUCCAGGUAUCGAGGAGCUGCGCGUCAAUUAUAGCUCAUGGAACUGGGUUAUUGGCAAGACGCCCAACUUUACGGUGGAAAAAGAGCUGGAGCUUAAAGGCGAUGAGAGCGGCAUGAAGCUUAAGCUGACUGUUCAGGUUGAAGGCGGUUUGAUGAACAACAUUAGCGUGCAGCUGCCGCAAAGCGAGCAGCCCAUAGCUGUGGUUACUCCGCUUCAGGGUCAGGCCUACAACGAGCACAAUCUGAAUGGCAUUAUUGAUGCUUUGAAAAUGGUUUCCACAUCGAAUGUGCAGCAGGCAAUGAACAGCUCUAUUUGAGUUUUGUUUGUUUAGCUGCUUUUUGUUCAACAAACUGCGUUUGAAUUUUUGUUAGUUUCAUUUUGAAAUAUUAUACACAUAUUACUACUAAUUACAAUAAUGAUGAACUGUAUACCUGCACUAAUUUAGCUUGUAAGCAUAUUACAUUUUUUAUAUACACUUCUAUAUUUUUUAUUAAAAACAAUUGCAAUGCAGACGUUACAUGAAAUGUACAUCGAUUGAAUGAUAAGCAUAUUGAAAUAAAUGCAAUGAAUUAUAAAUAUCUAA